GCCUUUGGUCACACUGCAAAUAAAUACGUGGCUAAAGCGAACAAAAAUUCCAUUAAAUUUCGAUUCUUUAUAAGUACAUUUAAUUAAACGAUGCAAUAAAUAUAUAUUUUAUAAAUUUCGUAAGGCAUUGGUGAGCGUGCAGAAAAAGCUCCAAGGUGCAAUACAUUUGAACAAAGACUCAAACAUCUUAUCCAAGCGCCGGCUCGUGACAAGUCACCGCCUUAAGAAUGGGUCUUUGCAAAUGUCCGAAAAGAUUGGUGACCAAUCAAUUCUGUUUUGAACAUCGCGUCAACGUCUGUGAGCAUUGUAUGGUCCAGAGUCAUCCCAAGUGCAUAGUGCAAUCGUAUCUUCAAUGGCUGCGCGACAGCGACUACAUUUCCAAUUGCACCUUGUGCGGAACCACACUGGAGCAAGGCGAAUGUGUUCGCCUUGUUUGCUAUCAUGUGUAUCACUGGGACUGUUUAAACGCCCGUCAAGCUGCUCUGCCCGCCAACACUGCGCCACGCGGACACCAGUGCCCCAGCUGUAACGUGGAAAUAUUUCCCACUUCCAAUCUGGUAUCACCUGUAGCGGACGCAUUGAAAAACUAUCUAGCUCAAGUAAACUGGGGACGCAAUGGCCUUGGCCUGGCAUUGCUCUCAGAGGAUCAGAGCAGCCUUAAGGCAGCCAGGGCAAUUAAUCAGGCUGCUGUCAGCAAUAUGACCAAAGUCCAUCACCAUUCCGGAGGAGGCGAGCGGGAACGCACGAAGCCAAACGGUAGUGGCGAUGCCAUCAGUCCCCAUUCCGUGCUCCUGAUGGAUGCAUUUAAUCCGCCCAGUUCAGGCGAUUUCAAUGCCAGUAGCCGGCGUCCCUUGCUCCCACGACAGUCACCGAUUGGUGGCACAGAUCGCGAUGACAAUAAAUACCAACGUCGCACACCAGUCGAGAUGUUCUCGCGUUGGACGAGACGCUUCUAUGCUCCUUCUUCACGACCUCCUUGGCGUCGUACAUGGUUUCUGGUGGUCAGCGGCAUAAUGGCCUUUAUUGUUUUUAUUUAUUUAAUGGCUUGGUUGGGACGUGGUGGCGGCGGAUCCAACGAUGGUGUUGAUGAUACCUGGAACAAUCCGAAUCCACAGCCCAAUCACUACGAGUAACAGGAGAAGCCCAUCAAAAUGAUUAACAUAUUCGAAAAAGUCUCUGCUAGUAAACCUAUUCUCCUUAGUUUCCUCACCCAGGAGAAAAAUUAAUCUUUUUACAGUUAUUUAUAUAAAUAUAUAUAUAUAUAUUAAGAGUGCAACUGCAACUAAAUACAAUUUAGGCGAAAAUCCGAGAAA
Messenger RNA from Drosophila willistoni, 1313 nucleotides. RefSeq names its product zinc finger protein-like 1 homolog. The record is from RefSeq and is a predicted model, not a curated record. NCBI's taxonomy places the organism in Eukaryota, Metazoa, Arthropoda, Insecta, Diptera, Drosophilidae. Gene Ontology annotation, cellular component: Golgi apparatus. The transcript is spliced from 4 exons. The coding region runs from base 228 to 1133 and encodes 301 amino acids.